GCAGCGGAGGCCCCGGCGGCCCCGCGGGCAGGAUGAGCCUGACCCCGAAGGAGCUCUCGAGCCUGCUGAGCAUCAUCUCGGAGGAGGCGGGCGGCGGCAGCACCUUCGAGGGCCUGUCCACCGCCUUCCACCACUACUUCAGCAAGGCCGACCACUUCCGCCUGGGCUCGGUGCUGGUGAUGCUGCUGCAGCAGCCGGACCUGCUGCCCAGCGCCGCGCAGCGCCUCACGGCGCUCUACCUGCUCUGGGAGAUGUACCGCACCGAGCCGCUCGCAGCCAACCCCUUCGCCGCCAGCUUCGCGCACCUCCUCAACCCCUCGCCGCCCGCCCGCGGCGGCCAGGAGCCCGACCGGCCGCCGCUCUCAGGAUUUUUACCUCCUAUAACUCCACCAGAAAAGUUUUUUCUUUCCCAGCUCAUGCUGGCACCCCCAAGGGAACUCUUCAAAAAGACACCUCGCCAGAUCGCUUUGAUGGAUGUCGGAAACAUGGGCCAGUCUGUGGACAUUAGUGGGCUUCAGUUAGCCUUGGCUGAACGCCAGUCUGAACUGCCAACUCAAAGUAAAGCCAGCUUCCCUAGUAUUCUCAGUGAUCCAGACCCGGAUUCUUCUAAUUCUGGAUUUGACAGCUCAGUUGCCUCCCGGAUCACAGAAUCUUUAGUCAGUGGACCAAAACCACCUAUUGAAAGCCAUUUUCGGCCAGAAUUCAUCCGUCCGCCACCUCCACUCCACAUUUGUGAGGAUGAACUGGCUUGGCUCAAUCCUACAGAGCCUGACCAUGCUAUUCAGUGGGAUAAAUCUAUGUGUGUUAAGAAUAGCACUGGUGUGGAGAUCAAGCGAAUUAUGGCAAAAGCCUUCAAAAGCCCCUUAUCUUCUCCCCAACAAACACAGCUCCUUGGUGAAUUAGAAAAAGAUCCCAAACUUGUUUAUCAUAUUGGCCUCACUCCAGCCAAACUUCCAGACCUAGUGGAAAACAACCCUCUAGUUGCAAUAGAAAUGUUGCUGAAAUUAAUGCAGUCAAGCCAGAUCACUGAGUAUUUCUCUGUCCUGGUCAAUAUGGACAUGUCUUUACAUUCAAUGGAAGUCGUAAAUCGACUGACUACAGCUGUUGAUCUACCUCCUGAGUUUAUUCACCUUUAUAUAUCAAAUUGCAUCUCUACUUGUGAACAAAUUAAGGAUAAAUAUAUGCAGAAUCGUUUGGUGCGUCUUGUGUGUGUGUUUCUUCAGUCCUUGAUCCGUAACAAAAUUAUUAAUGUGCAGGACUUAUUUAUAGAAGUGCAGGCCUUCUGUAUUGAAUUCAGUAGGAUACGAGAAGCCGCAGGCUUAUUCCGGUUGUUGAAGACACUGGAUACUGGAGAAACGCCUUCAGAGACCAAAAUGUCAAAAUAAUACCUCACCGGAACUACCCAAUUUGUUGUUCAACUGUAUUGAUUUAAGUGGAUUGCUUGGUCUUAUACAUAUAAACAACACUUUAAUCUACUUUAAAGCAAAAGUUUUGCUUUUCCUGGAUGACUUUUUCCUAUAGAUGAAUUUUUGGUAAGAACUUGGACACAAAAUGUUCCAAGUGUCUUGCUGAUGACUCCAUAGGAGGAAUAAUUAUCCCAUAUUACUGCAAAAAAAAAAAGUAGAUGAGGUGUGUAUUUUUUAAAAGAAAUUUUAGCAUUACAGAGCAAAGUGCUUGUUUUUGCUUCAAAGGCAAGCUACAGGCUCUGAUAAAUCAGGAACCCAGUUUUCCUAAGGUUCCAGUGUUAAAAGUAUCCAAUGAGAGCAAAGACAUUUUGAAGAAAUUUUGAUACUGUCAUAUGGUGAAGAGCAGUUGAUUGUAUCUCUUAACUUCUCAUUAAGCAGUAUAAAACAAGGACAUGCAUAUAACUUUGUCAUGGGAACUCCAGAAGUGGCAGAACAAAUGUUUGGAGGGCCUCUUAAAAACACGGGAACUCUUAGGACAACGUUAUAAUAGAUGAUAUUGUUUCCUAGGUUUUUUUUCUUCGUUGAGAUGUCCUCUGUUAUUACCCUAAAAUGCAUUUUUUUGUUUUGUUUUGUAUUGUUUUAAAGGAAAAACAGGGCUUUGGGAGGGAGUGUCACCCCUAGGAACUGCUGUCUGUGGCAGGGUAGAUGUGUGAGAUGUACCAGAGCAGGCAGUGCAUGUGUCACCCCUCAUGUCACUUUGGACAACAGUGCCUUCCAGUAAAGUUCUGUUUUUUU
Molecule: messenger RNA, 2201 nt
Organism: Ictidomys tridecemlineatus (thirteen-lined ground squirrel)
Lineage: Eukaryota; Metazoa; Chordata; Mammalia; Rodentia; Sciuridae
Gene: Cnot11
Product: CCR4-NOT transcription complex subunit 11
Cellular component (GO): CCR4-NOT complex
Source: RefSeq, a predicted model, not a curated record